AGCGGCGGUAGAGCUUACCCGUAAACAUCCCAACUCAAGAGUCAUCAGCCAACUGAAAACAUCCGUAGCACGUGUUAACCUUGCACUAAGACACUAAUCAAUCAUAUAAUUACAAACGUGGAGGCACCUCACAAUAUCUAUCAAACACGUGUUUAAUCUCUUCUCUAAACCAUCCACAAAGCUCCACUACUCUAUUUGUUCCAUGCAAUUUGUCUAUAUCUCUAUCACCUCAUUCAUCAUAUUGUUAUCCUCUUUCUAAAUUAAAAUCUAUCAUUAUCCAAAGUUUGAACCAAGUUAAAAAAAAAAAAAAAAAAAAAAAAAGUUACUUGAAGUGUAAGAAAAAUCAUAUAGGAAAAAAAUGUGUUUUUGUUAGGAGAAGAUGGCAUAUCAACAACAUUUGAGGGAUGAGCAUGGUAAUCCGGUUGAGCUAACGGAUGAGCAAGGUCAUCCGGUUAAGCUUACUGAUGAACAUGGACAUCCCAUUCAUCUAACCGGCGUUGCGUAUACUGAUGAAGAUGGCAACCCUGUGGACGCCCGUGGGUUGCACUCUACUGCGACUCAUGGUGGCGUGGAACAUGACAAUCUCAUGGGUAGUCUCAUGGGCGCCCGCUGGGCUGCCCCUCAUGGUGGUGGCGUGGGACACGACAAUCUCAUGGGUACCCAUGGGACGCACUCUACUACGACUACGACUCAUGGUGGCGUGGGACAUGACAAUGUCAAUAAGACUCAUAGUGGUGGUGUUGGUGGCGUGGGACAUGACAAUCUCAUGGGUACCCACGGCGUAGGGCUUAUAGGCACCCAUGGGAUGCAGUCUUCUACGACUCAUACUGGCGUGGGACAUGAUAGCUCCACAGGCACCCGCGGGUUGACUCAUGGUGGCGUGGGACAUGACAGCUCUACGGAUACCCAUGGGACGCACUCUUCUGCCACUCGUGAUGCCGUGUUACCAAAAAACCCCUUGACUACUGGGAUGCAAUCUUCGACUAUUGGUGGCGCGGCUCAUGGAACUCAUGGAGGUUCCAUGACAACCGGGAUGCCGUCCGCGACUCUUAGUGGCGGCAUGCAGGGUCAUAAUGAGCCCGGACACCGCGGCCCUGGGACGCUAGGAGAUGUUUUGGGAGGCGGGCAGCACCAGCCGAGGAGAGAUCAGCCAGGAGGGACUGCUGUUGGUAUUGUUACUAAAGAGAUUCGACGAAGUGGCACUAGCUCCGGUGAAUCGUCCGAGGAAGAAGGACAUACACCCACGGGUGGGGGAAGGAAGAAGAAAGGAUUCGGGGAGAAAAUCAAGGAUAAGUUAAUGCCGGGUGGUAAGCACAAGGAUCAGGACGUAGACCAUACCGCGACAACUACCAUGGCCACAACCACCACUACCACUAUCCAGCACCACGAGGACGAGCCUGCUGAGAAGAAAGGUCUAAUGGAAAAGAUUAAGGAUAAGUUGCCUGGUCACCACUAGAUAGUUAUAGAGUUCGGUUUUUCAUUUUCGUUAUAGCUUUUGCCAAUUUGUACCUUUGGGUGUGAACUCAUUACUCAUGUAAAGGCCAGAGUUUAAGGCUUUUGUUGUAUGUUGAAUAAUCUAUGUGCAUCUACUAGUAUGCGAAGGGUUAGUUUGUGCUUUUAGAUGUUGAGAUGUAAUUUUCUUUUGUUUGUUUUUAGGGUUUUUGAAUGUGUGAAACUUUUCAUUUAAAGAGUGUUUUGAACUUUCAAUUGUCUAAGAUGAUGAAUGUACCUUUAAUUUCUUAA
This is a messenger RNA of Chenopodium quinoa (quinoa), 1743 nucleotides long. Its product is annotated as embryogenic cell protein 40-like. Lineage: Eukaryota; Viridiplantae; Streptophyta; Magnoliopsida; Caryophyllales; Amaranthaceae. Gene Ontology annotation, biological process: response to water. The record is from RefSeq and is a predicted model, not a curated record. The coding region runs from base 380 to 1456 and encodes 358 amino acids. The transcript is spliced from 2 exons.